This is a messenger RNA of Spea bombifrons (plains spadefoot toad), 978 nucleotides long. RefSeq names its product olfactory receptor 5L2-like. The transcript has 2 exons. Gene Ontology annotation, molecular function: G protein-coupled receptor activity; olfactory receptor activity. The record is from RefSeq and is a predicted model, not a curated record. Gene Ontology annotation, cellular component: membrane. NCBI's taxonomy places the organism in Eukaryota, Metazoa, Chordata, Amphibia, Anura, Pelobatidae. Gene Ontology annotation, biological process: G protein-coupled receptor signaling pathway. Bases 1 to 978 code for a protein of 325 amino acids.
AUGCAUCACCUGCAGGAUCUUAAAAACAGAACAAUAAUCCAGGAUUUCUGGAUUAUUGGAUUUGAGAAUAUUCACAACGUUAAACUCUUACCUUUUCUUUUGUUUCUAAUAAUUUAUCUUGUAACAUUAUCUGCUAAUUUCACAAUCAUUUCACUGGUCAUCGCAUGUCGCCACAUCAACGCUCCGAUGUACUUCUUCCUCAGCCACCUGUCUCUCAACGACAUCCUUCUCUCCACAACCAUUGAACCUGAAAUGCUGCAGAUUAUAUUGAGAGAAGGAAUUUAUAUAUCCCAAGCUGGCUGCUUCACCCAAUUCUACUUUUUCUCAGUUUCCACUGUUAAUGAGUGUUUCCUCCUCACCGUGAUGUCCUAUGACCGAUAUUUGGCCAUCUGUAACCCAUUGCGUUAUUGCUCCAUCAUGGACCUUAAACUUCGUAUUCUUCUUACAUCUUCAUGUUGGGUGUGUGGAACAAUUAUUUCCUUACCACAUAUUGUCCUUUUGCAGAAGAUUACAUUUUGUGGGUCAAAUAGAAUUAACCAUUUUUAUUGUGACCUGCUUCCACUUCUUAGUCUUUCUUGCUCAGACACAUCGGCUAUUGAAGCUGUAACUACGAUCAACUCUCUGCCAAUAGUAUUGCUACCAUUAAUUUUCAUCUCUGUGACGUAUGUGAACAUCAUUGCCGCCAUCCUCCGGAUCUCUGCCUCAGCAGGUAGACAAAAAGCCUUCUCCACCUGCAGCUCCCACCUGACCGUGGUCUGUGUGUAUUUUUGGACGUUGGUGUUUAAUUAUCUGGUUCCAUCUGAAGGACAAUACUCAGGGUUACAAAAAAUGAUUUCUGUCUGUUAUACUAUUGUGACCCCGCUGUUAAACCCCUUAAUAUACAGCCUAAGAAAUAAAGAGAUUACACGGGCACUAAUAAAAUUACAGUUCAUGGAGUACUAUGUGAGGAUUGAUGAAGCCGCCUGUAGGUGGCGCUGA